GAGAGAGAGAGAGAGAUGCCUUGUAAUGCCAAGAGGAGGAAAGGCGAGGGGGCGUCAGUUUGACUCGAAUCCUGCUUUUCUUCUCCCCUUCUCCUUUCUCUCUCCUCCCCUGUUGCUUUGCUUUUUCCCCCUUUUCUUCGUCAGAGAUCUAUCUCUAUGUCCUGCGACCCCUUUCCUCUCGUCUUCUUCCCCUUCUUCUUAUAGACCCCCCCAGGGCUCGGCUUCUUCUUCAUAUGUGUUCCUUCUCUAGCCGCUCCAGGGAGAGAGGUAUGGCCGUGGAGCUGAUGAUGGGUUACGGGAGCGGCGGCGACGGCGGCGUUGGCUUCGCGGUGAAGAAGGAGGAGACCGCUCUCCGGGAGGCCGCCUCCGCCGGCAUACAGAGCGUCGAGAAUCUCAUCAAGAUGCUGUCUUCCUCGCCUUCCCCCUCCCCCUCCGGCGGCGGCGCGGGCGGCGGGCGGCGGGCCGGGCAGGACUCGCCGUCGCCGUCGUCUUCCUCUUCCGGGGGCCCGAGCCCCGCCGUGGACAUCGAGGCCGCCACGGACGCCGCCGUCAACAAGUUCAGGAAGGUCAUCUCGCUGCUCGACAGGGCGAGGACCGGCCACGCCCGCUUCAGGAGAGCCCCUGUCGCCGACCCCCUCCCUGAGAACCGGGAAGCGUUUACUCCGGUCCGACCGGCGGAGAACCCGGUCGGGAGCGCCCGGUUGCAGAGCGCCGAGCCGGUCUCGGCUUUCAAGGUCUACUGCCCGACGCCGAUCCAGCGGCUGCCGCCCCUGCCUCACAACCACCACCACAACCACAACCACCACCACCACCACCACCACCAGGUCCAACAGAACCCCAUCCCGGUGGUUCCGAAGGUGGAGAGAAAGGAGUCCGCGACGCCGACGACUAUAAAUUUCUCCACCUCGCCGCCGAUCUCGGCUGCGAACUCCUCGUUCCUGUCCUCACUGACCGGGGAGACGGACAGCGUGCAGAGAUCCUUCUCCUCUGCAGGGUUUCAGAUGACGCACCAUCUCUCGCAGGUUUCGUCGGCGGACAAGCCUCCCUUGUCGUACUCACUGAAGAGGAAGUGCAGUUCCAUGGACGACGCGGCUCUGAAGUGCGGGUCGUCCUCCGGCAAGUGCCAUUGCUCGAAGAAGAGGAAAUCGAGAUUGAAGAGAGUGGUUAGAGUCCCAGCGGUCAGUUCGAAAAUGGCGGACAUCCCACCAGAUGAUUUCUCAUGGAGGAAGUAUGGACAGAAGCCCAUCAAAGGCUCCCCUCAUCCAAGGGGCUAUUACAAGUGCAGCAGCGUAAGAGGAUGCCCGGCGAGGAAGCACGUGGAGCGGGCCCUGGACGACCCGGGCAUGCUCAUCGUGACCUACGAGGGCGAACACAACCACUCCCAGUCCGUCGCCGACGUGAAGGCGCCGCUGGUCCUGGAAUCUUCCUAGGCCCGCCCUCUCGCCCGCUCUCUCUCGAUCUCUCGAUCCGACCGGGGUCCAUGGCGAUCUCCCGGUCCCCCCGGCUGUUGAUUGAACGUGAAGGAAGCGACACCGACGCUGAUAAUGCUUUAGGGGGGAGAGAGAGAGAGAGAGAGAGGGAGGGAGGGGCUCAAAUUGUCAACGCGAAGAUGCCUUGGCUCUGUUCUCAAGGAGGGGAGCGUGGAGGGGGAAAUUGGAUUCCUUUGUCUUCGGGUUCUUUUGUUUACUAUUUUGGCUUCGCCCCCUUCUUUUUUAAAUUUAUUUCUUUUGUGACUUCUGGUACUAAAGAAAGACCUUGUUGAUUAAGGGGGGGAAAGAAAAGGAAAAGGAGAGGAUGGGACUGUAGAUUUGGUGGGGAGUGAAUCAUCCGACUAGUGGGGUGGAUUUUCGUUUUGAUAUUUGGGAAAGUAUUAUUUUAGUGAAACCUUAGAUUAAUAUAAUGGAAUGGAGUUUUGCCUGUCUUUUCCGAUGUGAUAUA
This is a messenger RNA of Eucalyptus grandis, 1938 nucleotides long. Its product is annotated as probable WRKY transcription factor 7. NCBI's taxonomy places the organism in Eukaryota, Viridiplantae, Streptophyta, Magnoliopsida, Myrtales, Myrtaceae. Gene Ontology annotation, biological process: regulation of DNA-templated transcription. The record is from RefSeq and is a predicted model, not a curated record. Gene Ontology annotation, molecular function: DNA-binding transcription factor activity; sequence-specific DNA binding. The coding region runs from base 234 to 1430 and encodes 398 amino acids. The transcript is spliced from 3 exons.